CCAGACCCUAAACCUGUAUAGUUUUUUUCUCCGGCACUACCACAACAAAAAUCCAUUCGGGGAUACCGGCAGAUGGUCUACACGAGCGCCCUCUAGAUGCCGCCCUCGGAAAGAUAAGAAGGAAAAGGGACACAAAAAAUUAAAAAAAUAAUCUUUUCAGUUUUACCUAACCAACAACAUGGCGACGAUGGAUUUGGAUUGAGAAAGAGGUCGUGGUGUUACGUUUUUUGACCGCACACCUGUGUACAUGUGGUGGUACAGAUCGGGAUACUCCAGCCUCCUGCCCUUCGAAAAUCAUGGAUGUGGGUGCUUGAAGCGAUGUGCGAAGUGCCCGCUCAGACAAGGAGGAUCGGCGUGUGAGUGAUCAGGAUGAGCCUCGGUGUUCUGAGCCUGGACCAAGAGAUUGGUGCGAGCGACGCCGUCCAGCUAGAUCCUCUCACCGAGGAAGCCUUCAUCGCAAACCUACACCAACGGUUCAAAAGGGACCAGAUCUACACCUACAUCGGGAACGUGGUGGUUUCGGUGAAUCCUUACAAGAAAUUGGCUCUGUACACGACGGAAGUCAUCCACGCCUACCAACGCUACUCCAUGUAUGAGCUACCUCCACACAUCUACGCCGCUGCGGACGCCAGCUUCAGAUCCAUGAAGGACCGCAACCUCGAUCAAAGCGUCAUCAUCACUGGCGAGAGCGGGGCGGGGAAGACAGAGGCUUGCAAGUGUGUGAUGCAAUACUUGGCCAUGGUAUCCGGUUUUGCGAGCGACAUGGACUGCAUCAAGGAGCAACUACUACAAUCAAAUUUUAUUUUAGAAGCUUUCGGGAACGCAAAAACGCAACGGAACGACAACUCUUCAAGAUUUGGGAAAUAUAUGGAGAUCGAAUUCGAUUUCAAGGGAUGUCCGGUUGGGGGAUCAGUCACAAAUUACCUCUUGGAAAAGUCUAGGGUUGUGGUUCAAGCUCAAGGGGAGAGAAACUUCCAUAUUUUUUAUCAACUGCUCAGCGGUGCCGAUGUGCAUCUCUUAAAAAGUCUGAAGCUUCAGCGGAAUGCAGACAAAUACCAGUUCUUGCACGAGAGCAGGUGUUUGCAUGCAAACAACGUCGACGACAAGGCUUCCUUCAUCACCACGAGGAGGGCCUUCGACAUGCUGGGCUUCAGCCCUGAGGAGACGCUCUCCACGUUUCAGGUUGCCUCUUCUGUGCUCAAGCUGGGAAACAUCCAAUUCCUGCCCCGGGCCAACAUGGACGGAACAGAGAGUUGCUCCCUCGUUAACGAGUACGAGGUGUACGAGGUGAGCGAGCUCCUCCAGGGGGAAGUCUCUGUACUGCAAGCCGCACUCACCCAAAGAACCGUCGAGACGAGGCAUGACGUGAUAGUCACUGAUCUCUCUGCGACGGAGGCCAACUACGCAAGAAAUGCCUUAUGCAAAGCUUUGUAUAGUCGCUUAUUUACUUGGUUGGUUAAUAAAAUCAACGAUACAAUCAGGGCAAAAAGAAUAGGUAAAAGAAAAUGUAUAGGAAUGUUAGACAUAUAUGGUUUUGAAGUCCUGGAGUUCAACUCGUUCGAGCAGCUCAUUAUUAAUUACUGUAACGAGAAACUCCAACAGAUUUUAAUAGAAUUAACACUGAAAGCAGAGCAAGAAGAGUAUAUCCGGGAGGGUAUCCAGUGGGAGCACAUAGAUUAUUUCAACAACGCUGUCAUAUGUGAUCUUAUCGAAAAGAACCACCACGGCAUCCUGGCUCUGCUGGACGAAGAGUGCCUUCGGCCUGGUCCGGUCAGCGACGAGACCUUCCUCUACAAGCUGACGCAGGCCUGCCAAGACAACCCUUACUUCGAAAGCAGAGGAUGCAGGAAUUUCGUCGCGGACAGCACCCUCCCCCACCACAGCUUCAGGGUCAGGCACUACGCGGGCGCAGUGACUUACUCCGUGACGGGUUUCAUUGACAAAAACAACGACAUCCUCCACAGAGACCUUUCCCAAGCCAUGUACAAAACAGACCAGCCUCUUCUCAAGACUUUGUUUCCAGAAGGAAAUCCCAGGCGGACGACCCUGAAACGCCCCACCACAACUGCCACCCAAUUUCGAAUAUCACUCGGUGCAUUAAUGAAGAGUAUUCAAGGACGAAACGCUCUUUACGUUCGCUGCAUCAAGCCGAACGAGCUCAAGCAACCCAUGAUUUUCGAGAUGGCUCUCGUCCAGCAUCAAGUCAGAUAUCUCGGGUUGAUGGAAACGACGCGGAUGCGGAAAAGCGGCUACGCCCACCGUCAGGACUACGAGUCGUUCCUUCAGCGCUACAAGAUGCUGUCGCCCAACACCUGGCCCACGUGGUCCGGUCUGCCUGUGGAAGGGGUCACCAACCUCCUGCGAUUCAGUCCCGUCCAUAACUCUGACUACUGCUUUGGCAGGACCAAGAUCUUCCUCAAAAACAGCAAGACCCUGUACGAGCUGGAGCGGUUCCGGCAGGAGAGCCUGCACGACCUGGCAACCCUCAUCCAGAAGGUGUUUCGGGGCUGGGUGCACAGAAGGCUCUUCGUGCAGAUGAGGAGGAGUCAGAUCAUGCUCGCCACCAACUACCAGGCAUGGAAGAGACGACGGUACCUGCUGUGGUUGGCCAGGCACCUGCCAUCCGAGUCUCCCCUAUGCAGGGAGUGGCCACCCUCGCCCAGAUGCCUGCAUGAGACCAGCUACUACCUUAGGAAACUCUAUCACAAAUGGAGGUGCCACAAGUACCGGCUGAGGUUCGAUCAGACAGCGCGGAACCGAAUGAGGGAGAAAGUGACGGCGAGCCUCUUGUUCAGAGACAGAAAAUCAUCCUAUCCUAAAAGCGUGUCCCAUCCAUUCCGUGGCGACUAUGUGCGCCUGCGUCACAACGUCAAGUGGAAGAAGAUCGCGGCGGAGACGGGCGACCAGUACGUCGUCUUCGCGGACAUCAUCAACAAGAUCGCUCGGGCGAGCGGAAAGUGCCUCCAAACUCUGUUUGUUGUGAGCACGAGCGCCAUGUUGGUGAUGGACCACCGGACCCUGCAGAUCAAGUACCGGAUCCCGGCCACUGACAUCUUCCGGAUAUCACUCAGCCCCUUCAUGGACGAUUUGGCCGUCUUCCAUGUUAGAUCUUCCGAGGCGACGCGGAAGAAGGGCGAUUUCCUGUUCGAGACGGGUCACGUGAUAGAAAUAGUGACCAAACUGUACCUGGUCAUUCAAAAUGCCACUGGAAAACCUCCCGAAGUCAACGUAGCAACAGAGUUCGAAGCCAACUUCGGCAAAGAGAACGUUGUCUUAGCAUUCAAGUGUGCCGGGCUUUCCGAGGUCCAACCGGGCCAGGUCAAGAUUUAUAGACGAGGAAAUCGAAUGGAAGUGGUAUUAUGAGGAAAGCUCUUUCCUUAGCCAAUCCCUUUGCCAACCGGUGUUCGAAACCCGUGAUCGAAACACCCCUGAGGAAACCGGUGCUACUUGAAACGGGCUGAGACCGACUUCCUGGCUCUUAGAAAAGAUCCCAGGGAACCAGUGGCUUCUCUCAAUCAAAAAUGUUCAGCACGGAGCGCCUACUGGUGGAGGUGGAACGAACUAACAAGGCCGAUUUCCAAACCACCGUGGUUGAAUUUAGCAAUUUUUAGGGAAUAAUUAAUAUUAAUAUAAAAUAUAGCGAUUGAAUUUUUGGUGCUCUGAAGUUCGCAGUUAGAUUUGGAGAAAACAAAUGAAAAAAGUUUAAUAUAUAUUGUAUAUAAUAAUUUGAGAUUUUAAAUGACGUUUAGCAGUUAUAUGAACUGACUGUUGCAUGUUAAUUCUUAAAACGUAUACGUUGUAAAAUAAUCCUCUUGAUUUUGUUAUCCGUACUGUUACCGGAGAACUGUUUCACGUGGACACAACAAUCCAUCUUUCAGAAACUGGAUACAUUUAUGAUGCUUUGAUAGAAAAAAAAACUGAAGGGGGAAAAAUUACUCCCAUUGUUAACUGGAAAAAAAAAUCUAUAUUCUGUUUUUACCUUUUCAAUUUUU
This is a messenger RNA of Argiope bruennichi, 3992 nucleotides long. RefSeq names its product unconventional myosin-Ia-like. Gene Ontology annotation, biological process: vesicle transport along actin filament; actin filament organization. NCBI's taxonomy places the organism in Eukaryota, Metazoa, Arthropoda, Arachnida, Araneae, Araneidae. The transcript has 28 exons. Gene Ontology annotation, molecular function: microfilament motor activity; actin filament binding; ATP binding. Gene Ontology annotation, cellular component: myosin complex; cytoplasm; microvillus. The record is from RefSeq and is a predicted model, not a curated record. Bases 370 to 3363 code for a protein of 997 amino acids.